AUGAUUCCGUUAAUUAAUAAUACUAUAACCACGACAAUUGCCGAUGAUGAUGAUUUAACUUUUGAUCAAACUGAUAUUGAUAAAUUAUGGAAUAAAAUUAAUCGUUCAGAUACUAAAUCAUUGUCAACUUAUAUUACAUUAUUUAAUAUUAUAUUUUCUUGUAUCGGUUCAUUGAGUAAUUUUAUGAGUGUCAUUGUUCUAUUAAAAUUAAGUUUUAAUUUAUCAACAUUUGUAUAUUUAACCGGAUUAACUGUUAGUGAUAUGAUAACAUGUUUUUCAAUAAUAAUGACACAAUUAGAUCCUUUAUUUACAUCAACAUUUUUAAAACCAUUACCAUUAUCAAAAUAUAUUGAAUUUUUUUUUGGUGCAGUAGCGGCUGGUUCACGUGUUUUAUCAUUAUGGAUAUCUGCCGCUGUAACAUGUGAUCGUUGGAUAUUAAUUUGUUAUCCUGUUAUGGGUAAACGAUUGUGUACUGUAACACGUGCACGUUUAGUAAUAAAAAUUCUUUUUCUAUCAGCGUUUAUCUAUAUUAUACCACUAAUAUUUGAAUAUAAAAUUCAUUAUGUUUCAGUUUUUAAUUUUACUCAACAAUAUAAUAAUAGUACUAAUCAACCAGAACAUCUUAUUAUAACAAAAAAAUUUACUAAAAUGGCAACAACAAAAGCUUAUCGAUGGACGUAUAUGUUUUUUAAUGCUAUUUUUGUUUAUACUGUUCCAACAGUGACAAUUAUUACAUUUAAUUUACAAUUAAUACGUGCAUUACAUAAACUAAAAGUACGUGCAAAAAAAUUAAGAAAAACAAGACAACAAUCAUCGUAUCAUGUUACAAUUAUGGUUAUUGCUAUGGUAUUUGCAUUACUCUUUUGUCGAAUACCAACUAUUGUUUUAUGGGGAUUAUGGUCAUUUGAAUCAAGUAUUACAUUAUUUUUUGACAAAAAUUCACAAUCAUUUGCUCGAACAUUUCAUGAAUUAGUCAAUUUAAUUGCUCUAAUAAAUGCUGCUACAAAUUUUAUUCCAUUUUGUAUAUUUGGUACAAUAUUUCGUAAAAAAUGUAUAAACGUUUACUGUUGUUGUUGUCGUCGUUUUAAAGAUGAAGAUGAUGUACAACAACAAUUACAACGGAAAAAAGUAUUAAAUAGAUCAAAACAAACUAAUAGUCAAAAUGAAAUUCAAAUGCAUUCAACAAUGACAAUGACAAUAACAAGUGAUAGUCGAAUGGGACAAAAUUCAACAAAAUUUAUAUCAGUGAAAUAUGAUCACGGUCUCGAUUCACCAUUAUUGGGAUGA
Messenger RNA from Didymodactylos carnosus, 1287 nucleotides. Lineage: Eukaryota; Metazoa; Rotifera; Eurotatoria; Philodinida; Philodinidae. The record is from the annotation of a GenBank genome assembly.